AUAGCUGCUAGUGCUAGACGUGUUUUUUUAGCGACUACAGAUGAUUUUAAAACGCAUUGUUCUUAAUAAAGCCGGUUGCGACUCAUUGAUAGUAACAAAAACAACUUACCGUUGUUAGCAUGGCUACCUAUCAACAGUGAUCUGAGAGCCGUUGGGCAAAGUAACCUAUUAUUAGCCAACAUGAGCCAAAAUCCUGCUACCGGCUCAGUCGUAGUAUCUGACUGGCAUCGAUGUAAAGACGGAAAAGAAUAUUUCAACAAGAUCCUACACAGGAAAAAACGAAAAAUAUUUGGCCUGUUGGAGUCUCCGGUGAUGCCUCCACAUGUAGCUGUGGACACAGUUCAUUAUAAAAUUUUUCUCACAGGCAAGAGUGGAGUUGGGAAAACUGCUCUUGCUGCUCGUCUUACUGGGCGGAAUAUUCCUAACGUGCACUAUGAGACCACAGGUGUUGAGACAACAGUGGUGUUUUGGCCCGUGAAGCUGAGGGACAGUGGCAGAGUGCUGUUCCUCCGCCUGCAGCUGUGGGACUGUGGAGAGAAUGCCCUGCGGAGAUUUGACCAUUUGCUUCCAUCCUGUAAGGAGCAGGUGGACGCUGUGCUUUUCCUGUUUUCGUUCACCGACAGAACCUCCUUUGAUGAUUUGCCAAAUCAGAUUUCUAAGUGGACUGAGGAGUCUGCAGGUCGACUUGUAAAACUGGUGGUUGGAACCAAAUUUGAUCUGUUUAUGCACUGUGAUGUGGCACAGAGAGACGUGAGGGACUUCCAGGAGACGUGGCGCUUACCUGUGCUGCGUGUGGGUGGUGAGGUCAGCAACGGGCUGGAUGACGUGUCCCCCCUCCUCAACUGCCUGGCAGAGCAGCUGUGGCAUCACGACUGUGUUACAGCCGGAUCAGUCGGUCUCCAGCAAGAGACAGUGACUUUGCUUUGAUAGUGAUCACAUUUCUAGAUAGUUGAAGUUAUUCCUGAAGGUGUCGGCCGUUGAGAUCACAAGAAUGUCUUUAAAUGCAGAAUACCAGUGGUCAUCACCAUUGCGACAUCAGAACCCAUCAUUGCAGUUCUCAAUGUUGAUUAGUGACUCAUGAAAAUCUGUAUUCUCAUCUUCUGACAGCACUCAUUACCUUUUAUUGAUUAAACUGGUGUUAGAGUCAAA
Messenger RNA from Betta splendens (Siamese fighting fish), 1149 nucleotides. RefSeq names its product ciliogenesis and planar polarity effector 2 (gene cplane2). The transcript has 5 exons. The record is from RefSeq and is a predicted model, not a curated record. The coding region runs from base 181 to 927 and encodes 248 amino acids. Gene Ontology annotation, molecular function: GTP binding; GTPase activity. NCBI's taxonomy places the organism in Eukaryota, Metazoa, Chordata, Actinopteri, Anabantiformes, Osphronemidae.